AUGGGGGCAAAAGGAUUUCGACCUAAUACAGUUACUUGCAGAACGAUUAUAAAUGGGUUGUGCAAAACAGGGAACACCACCGCAGCUAUUAAGUUGGUUAAGAAGAUGGAAGAGAGAAAUUGGGAAACCAAUGUCAUUGUCCAUAACAUGAUCAUUGACAGUCUUUGUAAGGAAAGAUUGGUUGCUGAGGCUUUUGACUUCUUUUCGAAAAUAAUACAUAAAGGCAUUUCUCCAGAUGUUAUUACUUACAACUUCUUAAUCCUUGGCCCAUGCAAUUCAAACCAGUGGAGAGAGGCUACAAAAUUGUUAAAUGAAAUGGUGAACCGAAAAAUCAAACCGAAUGUAAGAACCUUCAAUAUAUUGGUGGAUGCAAUUCGUAAGGAAGGGAAGGUUGUAGAAGCAGUAGAAAAAGUUGAAGGGAUGAUGCAAAGAGGUGUGGAGCCUAAUACAGCAAAGAAGAUACUUGAUUCGAUGGUUGGUAAGGGUUGUGCCCCUAAUGUUCAGAGCUAUAACAUCCUGAUUAAUGGAUAUUGUAAGAAGCAAAGAAUGGAUGACGCUUUGAGACUUUUUCACGAAAUUUCCCAGAUGGGAUUGGUCGCUGAUACUGUUACAACACUCUUUUUGGUGGUUUCUGCCAUGCAAGAAAACCUCUAG
Cornus florida is the source of this 654-nucleotide messenger RNA. Its product is annotated as pentatricopeptide repeat-containing protein At1g12775, mitochondrial-like. Gene Ontology annotation, molecular function: protein binding. The record is from RefSeq and is a predicted model, not a curated record. The transcript has 2 exons. The coding region runs from base 1 to 654 and encodes 217 amino acids. Lineage: Eukaryota; Viridiplantae; Streptophyta; Magnoliopsida; Cornales; Cornaceae.